Messenger RNA from Antechinus flavipes (yellow-footed antechinus), 6196 nucleotides. RefSeq names its product neuroligin 4 X-linked (gene NLGN4X). Gene Ontology annotation, biological process: chemical synaptic transmission; presynaptic membrane assembly; modulation of chemical synaptic transmission. Lineage: Eukaryota; Metazoa; Chordata; Mammalia; Dasyuromorphia; Dasyuridae. Gene Ontology annotation, molecular function: neurexin family protein binding; signaling receptor activity. The record is from RefSeq and is a predicted model, not a curated record. The transcript has 8 exons. Gene Ontology annotation, cellular component: synapse; cell surface; postsynaptic specialization membrane. Bases 850 to 3360 code for a protein of 836 amino acids.
CUUUUUCUUGCAGAUCAGUCUCUCUCCCUGUCUCUGUCUCUCUGCAUAGGCAAUCUGAGCUCUCACUCAGACAUAUACAACUCUUUCUUUCUUGCUGGGUUUGUAAUGCAUUUUGUUCCUGAAUGUAGGUCAUUUACAACAGAAAGCACCAAUUUCCUCCAAACCCGGUUUUGUUUUUGUUUUUUGGUGGUGUUUGCAUUCCUUUGGACAAGAAAAUCUCCUUGGAUUACCAAAAGGAGAGGAGUCUGGAUUGAUUAAACCCUCCUGUAUCAUGUUCAGUUAGGAUUCCCUGGAAGAACCUGGCUGUGUAUAAAGGACACUUAACGCAGAUGCAGCUUUCCCCCGGCUAAGGUAUAUGUCCUUGAUCUUCAAUUCUUGGAGAGUUGGAAUGGAUGUGUACAUCUAUAUCAGCCCUGCAAUUUUUAGUUGCAAAGAUGAAAUUGUGUGGAGAGACUUAUUUGAAACAUUAUCCUAGUUUGGAGUAAAUUGUCCUUAUCUUCAGCACCUGAUCUCUCCAUGGAUUGGCAUCUGUGCCUUUGCAUCAGCGAAUGGGAGUCACUGUCUUUGUGAAACUAAAUGAUUACCGAUAUUCACCACAUCAUUUCAACAUCCUAUGCGGAGGAAAUAGCUACUGGAAUUAAAGGAUUGUACUCUAGGAAUGGGUUGUAAAUUCAUUAACAACCUUAUUUUUUCUUAGUAUUGGAAUAUGCCCAUGACAGUACUCAGAGGCUUUUCAGCACUCCCUUAGCCUAAACCUUUUACUCUUUAAAAAGUUUUCUCUGUUUUAAGGACUGGUUUUGUAUUCUUCUGAGUGUGGAAGACAGAGAUUUUCUGAUGUUGAUGUAAACAAUGUCGAGGCCAAAGGGACUGUUAUGGCUUCCUUUGUUCUUCACUCCAGUUUGUGUCAUGUUGAACUCCAAUUUCCUUCUGUGGAUAACAGCACUUGCAAUAAGGUUUACACUUAUUGAUAGCCAAGCACAAUAUCCAGUGGUAACCACAAAUUAUGGCAAAAUCCGUGGCCUAAGAACACCUUUGCCAAAUGAGAUUCUUGGUCCAGUGGAACAAUAUUUAGGUGUACCCUAUGCUUCUCCUCCCACUGGGGAGAGGCGAUUUCAGCCCCCAGAGCCUCCAUCCUCUUGGACAGGGGUUCGAAAUGCCACCCAAUUUGCUGCUGUUUGCCCUCAGCACCUGGAUGAGAGGUCGCUACUUCAUGAUAUGCUCCCCAUCUGGUUUACUGCUAAUUUGGAUACUUUGAUGACCUAUGUGCAAGAUCAGAACGAAGAUUGCCUGUACUUAAACAUCUAUGUUCCAACAGAGGAUGGAGCCAACACAAAGAAAAGCGCAGAUGAUAUAACCAGUAAUGAUCGUGGUGAAGAUGAAGACAUUCAUGAUCAGAACAGUAAGAAGCCGGUCAUGGUCUAUAUCCAUGGUGGGUCUUACAUGGAGGGAACUGGCAACAUGAUAGAUGGAAGCAUUCUAGCAAGUUAUGGAAAUGUCAUUGUCAUAACCCUUAACUACAGACUGGGAGUUUUAGGCUUUUUAAGUACUGGGGACCAGGCAGCAAAAGGCAAUUAUGGAUUACUUGAUCAAAUCCAAGCUUUACGAUGGAUUGAAGAAAACAUUGGAUCUUUUGGAGGGGAUCCAAAAAGAGUUACUAUCUUUGGCUCAGGAGCAGGAGCAUCUUGUGUUAGCCUAUUGACUUUGUCUCACUAUUCAGAAGGUCUGUUCCAAAAGGCAAUCAUACAGAGUGGAACAGCCCUGUCCAGCUGGGCAGUGAACUACCAGCCUGCCAAGUACACUCGGAUAUUGGCAGAUAAAGUGGGCUGCAACAUGCUGGAUACCACUGACAUGGUUGAAUGCCUUCGGAAUAAGAACUACAAAGAACUCAUUCAACAGACCAUUACUCCAGCCACAUACCACAUUGCUUUCGGGCCCGUGAUAGAUGGUGAUGUAAUUCCAGAUGACCCUCAGAUUCUAAUGGAGCAGGGGGAGUUCCUAAACUAUGACAUAAUGCUUGGCGUGAACCAAGGGGAAGGCUUAAAGUUUGUUGAUGGUAUUGUUGACAAUGAGGAUGGCGUUUCUCCAAAUGAUUUUGACUUCUCUGUCUCCAACUUUGUGGACAAUCUGUAUGGUUAUCCAGAAGGAAAAGACACCCUACGGGAGACUAUAAAGUUUAUGUACACUGACUGGGCAGAUAAAGAAAAUCCUGAAACUCGAAGGAAGACCCUGGUUGCCCUUUUUACUGAUCACCAAUGGGUUGCUCCUGCUGUUGCCACAGCUGACCUGCAUGCCCAGUAUGGCUCCCCAACAUAUUUCUAUGCAUUCUAUCACCAUUGCCAAAGUGAAAUGAAACCAAGCUGGGCUGAUUCAGCCCAUGGUGAUGAAGUUCCAUAUGUUUUUGGCAUUCCCAUGAUUGGUCCUACUGAACUCUUCAGCUGUAAUUUCUCCAAGAAUGAUGUCAUGCUUAGUGCAGUGGUUAUGACAUACUGGACAAACUUCGCCAAAACUGGUGAUCCAAAUCAGCCAGUUCCACAAGAUACCAAGUUUAUACAUACAAAGCCCAAUCGUUUUGAAGAAGUUGCGUGGUCCAAGUAUAAUCCCAAAGACCAGCUUUAUCUACACAUCGGUCUGAAACCUCGGGUAAGGGAUCACUAUCGAGCAACCAAAGUCGCUUUCUGGUUGGAACUUGUACCUCAUUUGCACAACCUGAAUGAAAUUUUUCAAUAUGUUUCCACGACAACAAAAGUCCCUCCUCCAGACAUGACAUCAUUUCCUUAUGGCACUCGACGUUCUCCUGCAAAAAUCUGGCCAACUACCAAACGCCCAGCCAUCACACCCGCCAAUAAUCCCAAACAUUCAAAGGACCCUCAUAAAACAAAUCCAGAGGAUACAACUGUUCUGAUUGAAACAAAACGAGAUUAUUCCACGGAGUUAAGUGUCACCAUUGCAGUGGGAGCAUCCUUGUUAUUCCUCAAUAUCUUGGCUUUUGCUGCAUUGUAUUACAAAAAGGACAAAAGACGUCAUGAAACUCACAGGCGUCCCAGUCCUCAAAGAAAUACAACAAAUGAUAUAGCUCACAUACAAAACGAAGAAAUCAUGUCCUUACAGAUGAAACAGCUGGAGCACGAUCAUGAGUGUGAGUCUUUACAGGCACAUGAUACCCUGAGAUUAACCUGCCCACCUGAUUAUACCCUUACUCUGAGAAGAUCUCCAGAUGACAUUCCGCUAAUGACACCCAAUACCAUAACCAUGAUUCCCAAUACAUUAACAGGAAUGCAGCCUUUGCAUACUUUCAACACCUUCAGUGGAGGACAAAACAGUACUAAUUUACCCCAUGGACAUUCAACUACUAGGGUAUAGUUCUGCCAUUACCUUCCCCUUCCUUAUUCUCCUUUCUUCAGCAACAUGGAAGAAAGAAAAAGAAAAAAAAAAAAGGAAUGUUUUUCAUCAAGCAGACUUCAAAUAAAAGGAGAAAAAGGGCAGUCAUUAUUUUCUUACUGACCCUUUUCAAAGGAACUUUCCAAUAUUAAAAAGAUCAACUUCAAACCCUGUGAAAUGUGAAAUGUGUACAUUGCUGUUAUAAUACUGCUUUAAGAUCCCAACUACUUCAGUGAAAGUUUAAUGUGUAUAGGACGGAAGAAUAGCCGCUUCAAAAACCUGGAUGUUUUUCAUUGUAAAAUAGAAGCUGAAUCUUCUGGAACACAGCCAAGUGACUCAACCAUUUUUUAAAAAAUAAAAUUAAAAAAAAUCUUUAUGUGCCAUACCAUGAAUGGCCCUUCUUAAGUGAAGACAGUAUCACGGGCUUUUACUCAUUGUAUGAAGCUGUAAUCCAGGAGGAAGGAAAAGUAGAAUUUUAUUAUAAAAAUAAGAGGACUGACUAUGCAGUUAUAUUCGUAUAGUUCUGUGCAAGAGAUGAUUUGCCAGCCUGAACUAUAUUUAAGAAACUUUGUAAAAAAUGUACAUAGAUGUGAGUUUAAACACACACAAAAACAACAACAAAAAGCUUUUAUUGAUGUUUUCAGUUUGAAAGAGCUUUUAGAAAGAUUGUGCUUUCAGUUGUGAUCUAUAUGUAUAUAUACAUUAGUCAUAUCACCCGUUUCCUCCAGAAUAAGAGGGGACUUUUCUUCUUAAUUACUUGUGGUAAACAAAGAUAUGGGAUUUUCUAACAUGUUUCAUUUGUAGGAGGACAUGGCGUCAUACAGAAAAUAAAGAUUGUCUGUGUGACCUGCACAUUUCCCCUUACAGGUUGCACAAAUGCAUGUUAAAGCAUUCUUAGGAGAUGGUUGUUUUUAGACAACAUUUAUUUUUGAGGUGUUAGCCUUCAUGAAAUUGCAACACAAAGGUGGAUCAGAAAACUGGAAAAAUUGUAUUUAAAGUUUAUUGAAUUAAAUGAAACACACACACACACACAAAAUGACAAAAAAAAAAAAAAAUACAAGUCCAGUUCUGUAGUUCUGGUUAUUUGAAUAUGUUUGGGAAGAGUUGCUUCCCAGUUCAGUACCCUGCCAAAAGUAAAGAAAGCCUGCCUUUUGGUUAGCCUUCUUCUCCCUACCCCCAAUCCUCUCCAACGCCCCUCACCCCCACCCCUCAGUAAAUCUAGCUCUGUGUUCACCAGCAGCUGCGGAAGAACUCUGGCUGAGAAAGUACCUGCUCAGCUUUGCUAAUCAGAAAAUUUGCAGUUUCAAGGAAGAUUUUUUUUUUCUUUUUUAAAGAGCAAGGUUCUUAUUUAUCAAAUUACAGUGAUGAAAUUUUUUCUUCCAUAUUUCAUUUAUAUGAUCAAGCUUAUGCCUGUCUGAAAACUUUUUUUUUUUUUUUUUUUGCGGAUUUCUGAUAUUAGCAAUCACCAAUCAAUGCAUAUGAUAGAAAGAAAAAAAAAAGGAACAAUAAACAACUAUGCUUUGCAUGAGUUUUCCUGAAAGUAUGGAUGGCUUCACUGUCAAGUUAUCAUAAGAAAAGAAUUAACCCAUGACUUUUUUGAAUCAGAGAGCCGGAGAAAAAGUAGUCAUCUUUCAAGGAGUCAAUGAUCAUUCCCCUUUUCUCUUUCUUCUUUAUUUUUUUUCCUUUUAAAUUUUUUCCUAAGGAAUGCUUCAAGUGUCAUAAGCUGAAAAGUAAGGGAUGGUUGCUUUAUAUUUUGUCUUUUGAAAGUUACUGGGUCACCGAGAAAUAGUAACCAAAGAUACAUGAAGAGUCUUGCUCUGCACUUGAACAUGUACCCAAUCCCCUCAAAAACAAAAAAAUAAAAAAAAAUAAUUUCAUUUUUUAAGUUGGACAUAACACUGUCACUUCCCUACCCUAUGCUCUACCUAACAUACAUACUGCCUUGCACCCUUAUCAUGAAGUCCUUUGGAUAACCAGUCUCUGACGUGUUAACUUUAGAAAUUCUCAAUGUCUGUGAGCGCUUUUUUUCAAAGAGGAGUUACAGAAAAAUGUGAAAGUAACACGACAAAUUCAUGAUUUUUACCUAACUUCCUAACUUAUGUUUGAGAGUGAGGUGGUACACAUAUAUUAGGUAUGCCUCCACAUUAGCCAUGGUGAAGCAACAGCACCUACUUGUAUGUAGUGAUCGCAUAAAGAACUGUUUCUUCCCUGAUUCAUCAUUUAUUAUAUCUGACUCUUAGUAGGCUAUACCCAUAAGCUAUGUAUUGCCUUCACUGAGAAAGUAAAUAGGCUCUUCGACAAACAAACAAAGGCAGUGAUGCUUGGCAUCAUAAUAAGUUGGGUAUGUUUGUAAUGUGAAUUACAGUAUAUGUUUAGUACUUCCAAUUGUCUACUGCUAGCAAUAUGUACAGUAAUGUGUCAGGCUUGUGACAUUUGGGUAAAACAAAAAGUUUCUGUGAGUGAAUGAUAUUAGCUUUUAAAAAUGAUUAUGAUCAAAAUCAAUUUACUACAUCUUAAAUGAUGUCUGAUUUCUACAUGGAAAAGUGUUAUAGGAUCUUCAUAGCAUUCUAUGAGAACAAGAUAUUCUUGCAAUCUGUUAAAAAAAAGGGGGGAAAAAGAAAACUUUCCCAGGCUUUUAUUCUUGACCUUUAAAGGCACGCAGGGUUUAAUGGUUUCUUUGGUUAUUGUUUUGCAAUUUUUUGUUUUUGCCUUAAGUAAUGAUAGAAGAUAUAUAUGGCUGGACACAUAUGUAUAAACUUUUCAGCAGCAUUUUUAAUAAUAAAAUAUCACAGUAUUUUCUAAUGCUUUGUGCAAAGAA